AUGAAAUCCACGCAAAAAGGCGCCAGCGGGUCAAAAAAAGACAGCUCAUAUUCUCAAUCCCACACACAAUAUUCAGGCACGCAAAAUAGUAACGAUUUGCAAAGCCAGGCGCCCGGAGCGUUGGCAAACUAUACGCUACCUGGCGUGAUCAGUUACUUGACAUCUGAGUUCACGAAUUUGGAACGGUUCCGCAUCAUGACCAACUUGGAAAAAUCCGAAAUGAAGUAUCGGAUUCAGCAAUUGACCGGAGAGCUCAACAGUCUACGCUUCAUCAACGAGAAACAGGCGUUGCGAAUCAAGACUUUGGAGGAUAAGCUAGAGAAGGCUACGUUUGCUCCGGAAAAUGAGGGAAAAAACAUCCAAGUACUGAAUGAUUCAGUCAAUAACGAGCUUCCAAAAGAUGUGUCAUUAACGGGUGAUCCCGAGCGUUUGAACGACGGUCCUGAUUCUUCCCCUAAUGCAAAUGACAUGGUUUCAACAAAACAAGAUAACGAGCCUCAAUUGGAAUUCCCAGUCACGAAAGAUAUCCCGCAUGUAGAUCUCGAAUUCCUUCGGGAUUCUAAGCGGAAGCUCAAUGCAUCGAUACGAGAAAUCGCAAGUCUUCUCGAGCCUCCGUCGGGUAUAGAAUUUCUCGAUACUCAUAAUGGUGAAGAUGCCCGUUCUGGCUUUGACGACUUGCUCGAUAACACCAAGCGUUUAUCCUUAAGCCCUGAUCAUGCGGAACGCGUUAAGACUAGGGAAGACGUGUUUGCUCGAUACACUUUGGGUAAAGACGACAUGCUCACAGGGCAGAAGAUUUCCUUUGACGCCGACGUUCGAAUGGCCGGUGAACCUGGGCAAAAUGAUCAACAAGGAGGCGACCAGAGGUCCUGGGGAAAAACUGUACCCUAUCAUACAUAUACAGAUGAAAGCGAUGCGGAAACAGUGAGUCUUAACGGGCCCAAUACAAGUGGAAUCCUUUCAGACGACGGGGAACGGCAAAACAACUAG
Messenger RNA from Metschnikowia bicuspidata var. bicuspidata NRRL YB-4993, 990 nucleotides. RefSeq lists its product as uncharacterized. The transcript has a single exon. The coding region runs from base 1 to 990 and encodes 329 amino acids. The record is from RefSeq and is a predicted model, not a curated record. Lineage: Eukaryota; Fungi; Ascomycota; Pichiomycetes; Serinales; Metschnikowiaceae.